AUGGGUAAUGCAUGUUGCAAUCACUCAGAGAUUCACUAACACCAAUUCUAAAGCAAUUAAUAAAUCAUGAUUCCUAUGUUAAAAUAAAAUGAUAUUUGGGAUUCAUUUUAAGAUGAUGAUGAAAAUGUUUCUACUAUUAAACAAUAUAUAACUCCAAGUGCUGCAUCAAAAGUUGAUCUAGAUUUCUCAUAAGAUACCAAUCUAUCUAAAAUGAAAUAAACUAUAUAAUUACCAAGCACAAGAAAAUCAGUCAAGAUAAGUUAUAGUGAUUUCGUUACUAUGAAACAAGGCGAAUGGAAUUAAUAAUAUAGCAUACUCAAAAAAUUAGGAUAAGGAAGUUAUGGUUGUGUUUGGUUAGGAAAACAUAAAAAAACAGGUAUUUUAAGAGCACUGAAAUAAAUUAAAAAAGACUCACUUUUAUUUGAAGAUUAAUAAAGAAUGUUAUCUGAACUAAACAUUCUAAAAUCUUUAGAUCAUCCUAAUAUUGUUCGUGUUUUUGAAAGUUUUUAAGAAGAUGAUUAAUAUAUUAUUGCUACUGAGUAUCUAUUUAUUUUAUUACUUUUUAAAAAGAUAUCUUCCAGGAGGAGAAUUAUUUGAACGAAUUAAGAAACUUCAAUGCUUUAGUGAAAAAAUGGCAGCAGAUUACAUUAAAUAGAUCUUAUAAGCAAUUAGUUACUGUCAUGAAAAAUAAAUUGUACAUAGGUAAAUUUAUUGUAAAAUUUUUAGAGAUUUAAAACCAGAAAAUAUUCUGUUAAGUGGUUAAGGAGAAGAAAUUAAAGUUAUAGAUUUUGGUACUUCAAGAUAUUUUUCAUUAAAUAAUAAUAUGAAUAAACGAUUAGGGACUCCUUAUUAUAUUGCUCCUGAAGUAUUGAAUGGUGAAUACAAUGAAAAAGUUGAUAUUUGGUCUUGUGGUGUUAUAUUAUAUAUAUUUUUGUGUGGUUAUCCUCCUUUUACUGGAAAAAAUGAUAAUGAAAUUUUAUCUAAAGUAAGAAAUGCAAAAUUGAUUUUUGAUAAAGAUGAUUGGUCAUCUGUUUCCAAAGAUGCUAUAGAUUUGAUCUCAAAAAUGAUAAAUAUUGAUACAAAAAAAAGAUUUUCUGCUAAAUAAGCCCUUUAACAUCCUUGGGUUUAAAAAAAUGCUAAACAAGAAAUUAUAUCUUUAUAAUUAUUAAAUAACAUACAAAAAUUUUAUGUAAUUCUUUCUUUUAUUUUAGGUUAAAAAUAAUUUUCAAAAAGCUGUCAUGACUUUUAUGGUUAAUUAAACUUUACAAAAUUAAGAAAUUAGUGAAUUGAAGGCUACAUUUAAUGCUUUAGAUAAAAAUCAUGAUGGAAAUUUAAGUAAAUUAGAAUUGAUUUCGGGUUAUCAAGAAAUAUUAAAAAGUAAAGAAUAAGCAGAAGAAAAAGUAAAUCAAAUUUUAGAUGUAUUGGAUUUAAAUCAUUCAAAUUUAAUAGAUUAUUCGGAAUUUAUAAUGGGUGCUAUGAAAUUUGAAAAAUUAGUUUCGAUUGAAAGAAUUCAAUAAGCAUUUCGUAUGCUAGAUACUGUAUAAUUAAAUUUAUUAUUAGAAUGGAGAUGGAUAUAUUUCAAAGGAAGAAUUAGAAGAUAGUAUGGGUUUUUUAGAAACUGAAAUAUGGGAAUAGUUUUUAAAAGAUUGUGACUUAAAUAAAGAUGGAAAAAUAUCAGAAGAAGAAUUUACAAAAAUGUUAGUUACUUUAUGA
This is a messenger RNA of Paramecium sonneborni, 1713 nucleotides long. Lineage: Eukaryota; Ciliophora; Oligohymenophorea; Peniculida; Parameciidae. The record is from the annotation of a GenBank genome assembly.